Molecule: messenger RNA, 4902 nt
Organism: Lytechinus pictus (painted urchin)
Lineage: Eukaryota; Metazoa; Echinodermata; Echinoidea; Temnopleuroida; Toxopneustidae
Product: equilibrative nucleoside transporter 4-like
Exons: 8
Coding region: 568-2133 (521 amino acids)
Biological process (GO): nucleoside transmembrane transport
Cellular component (GO): plasma membrane
Molecular function (GO): monoamine transmembrane transporter activity; nucleoside transmembrane transporter activity
Source: RefSeq, a predicted model, not a curated record
GCCAGUAGUGGGGCAAUCAAUCAGCCUUGAGAGAACUAACGUCGCCCUCAGGGUAUACAGGAGAGCUUAAUGCGGGAAUACUCAUUAUGCAGCGAUUUAUUCGCACAAUCGUCGUAUAUAAAACAUGCGAUGGUUGACAGUAUUCGAGAUUCUCUGAGCCUCCUCGAUAUUGGAGCACAUCCGAUCCUGAUAUAUCAUAUGCUACAUGACUGUACACGAUUUGAUCAUUAUUUUGAUGUAUCACUGCCGUGCAUUACGUUGUUGAAUAUGCCAUUGGAACCUUAAUAUUGCCAUGAUUAUUUUUGUUUGAUUAAUAUCCCAAAUUCGGUGUUUCAAGUAAGGAUGCUAGAAUGAUCAAUAUUUCGAUGAAUGAGCGGUAGGCCUUCUACGUAAAAAUCUUCGAGCUGUGAAUCUGCUGAUGCCAUGUAGCUUGAAGGGCCUCCAUAAAAUAAUACUGGAGAGCAUAACCAAUGCGGUCGUUAUUGAAAUGGCUUCAGUGCUGAGUGUGAACUUUGCUGUAAUGAGGUAUAAUCCCAAAUAUUUUGAGACAUAAUAACAUUAAAGACCAUGGUGGAAAAACGGAAUACUGGUACCAUGGCCGUGCCAUCAGAGAGUUGGAGUGACGUCAAUUGCAACGCUGACGACAUCGGCGCGAUGUCAGACUCUCCCGACAUCAUCGAUCACCAUCGCAUACGGGUUCGACGACCACAUGAUCCCUACAACUGCGUGUACAUCUCGUUGCUCCUGGCGGGGACUGGAUUCCUUCUCCCCUACAACAGUUUCGUUACGGCAGUCGAUUUCUUUCACAGUCACUUUCCCGGCACCACCAUCGUCUUCGACAUGAGUCUUGUCUACCUACUCGUCGGCUUUGCCGCGGUCUUGCUCAACAACGCACUCGUCGUCAAAAUAUCGGUGCAGAGAAGGAUCCUGCUAGGUCAGGUCAUGGCGUUGUCGGCGCUUCUUCUCGCCGCGUUUCUCGUCGUAGGACUGGAUUCGAGUCUACCGAAGCAGUUCGGAUAUGUCGUCACACUUCUUGCUGUGGCUGUGACGUCAUUCGGAUGUACAAUUCAGCAAUCCAGUUUCUAUGGUUAUGCCGGAAUGCUACCAAAGAGGUUUACACAGGCUGUCAUGGUAGGAGAAAGCACUGCUGGUGUUCUGACAUCACUGAACCGAAUCAUCACCAAACUCCUGGUCUCCAACGAGAAGGUGAACACACUCAUUUUUUUCAUCCUGUCUGGGAUCGUCCUGGUGCUAUGUCUGGCAACGCAUCAGGUAGCCCGACGGACUCAGCUCGUUAGACAUUACACAACAGCGUGUCAGAAUGCAGGGCUAGGAGAGGACGAGAGGAGUCUACAACUCAGUACAGAGGUAUCUGGAAGUAGAACAGCAGUGAAUGUUGAUGACGUCAAUCUCCAAGGUGAUGAUGUAACACCUCACACUGCAGAGGAAGUGAGACCAAAUACAGACUCCUUGGAAGGACAGAGGAAACCACGUCAACCAAUCACACUCGCAUCCUGCUGGCAUUCAAUAGUUGGUGGAUUCCAUUCUCGCGUGAACCUCUCCCGUCACAUCUGGCCGUACAUGGUAUCCAUUGCAGUGACCUACUACAUCACCCUGUGUCUGUUCCCGGGGAUUGAAUCGGAGGUUGUCAACUGUAAGCUGCAUGAUUGGAUGCCCAUCAUACUCAUGGCCAUUUUCAAUUUCACUGAUUUGUGUGGAAAGCUCUUAGCAGCGUAUCCUUAUGAGUGGAAUACCAGUCGUCUGAUGUUGGCCUCUAGCUGCAGAGUAAUCCUGGUCCCACUCCUUCUAAUCUGUGUGGCGCCCAGGACUCACCCCAUACUCUCCCAUCCAUUCUGGCCCAUCCUUCUCUCGGCUAUGCUAGGCAUCUCCAAUGGAUACUUUGGCAGUAUCCCGAUGAUCCUGGCUCCAGGCAUGGUCCCGGAGGAGAAGAAGGAAUUAGCAGGAAACGUUAUGACGGUGUCCUACAACGUUGGCCUAACCCUUGGUGCUAUCACUGCCUACUUUCUUAAAUUCAUUAUCGGUCCGUCCCACCCGGGGGUUUCCUGUCAUGCUGCAGCCCUCUUGAACAUGACUGCCGCCCCCGCCGCAGGAAAUAAAAUAACCGUCACAUGAUCUUUCCUUUCAAGCUUUCUUCAUGGUGCAAUAUGGACAUGUAUAUAAUCAAAAUAAAUGUGCAUUGUGUGUUUAUGUGUGGGAGGGGUGUAUUUGUGCCACAGUUCAACUUCAACAAGACAUUCCUUUUGAUGUGAUUGGCAAUUUAACCCAUUGCCUACUGGAAACAGAUGAUCCCUGUACAAAACCUAUGGGAACCACAGAGUGCAGUAGUCAACAGGUUUACAGAAAGCAUUAUAAGGAUAGAUCAUAAAAUAUUGAUUGUACAUACAGGUAACUCUGCCUAAGUCGUAUCUUUUGGGCCACAAAGCUCUGUUCGACUUUCAUAAAAAUUUGACCUAGAAGAGGUAUACAACACAUGUUUUGAUUAAUCUGGUCUGAAAAAUUGCUGCGACUUAGGCAAAUGUUCGACUUAUGGAAGGUCAAUUUAUUGGCAGAGUUGCAACCAUCCCUAAAAUUCAGUGUUUCAUAAAGCUGUUUGUAAUGUUAUGCACCACUUUAUGCAAGACUGGAGCAUGUUCUUAAGUGCUUAUUCAGCUACACUGAGAUAUAACAUUUAGUACAAGAAAGGGUCACCAGUUGUUCAAAAGUAAUUCGUAACUUACAAAACAGCUUUAUGAAACACCCACCUGGAUUGGCUAUGAGUGUGUGUGGGUCUGAGAAAGGGAAGGAGAGCAAAAUGUGUGACAGAAAGAGAAGAAUGGGAGUAGGGUAAGGGAGAGAAGUGUGAGAUAAAAGACACAAAACUCAAAGAAUAUGAAAAAAAAAAUGCAGAAGGAAAAUGGUGGAUUGGAAUACAAUGAUAUCAGAUUGAUAAAAAAAAAAAUCACUCCCAAAAUAAGACUAGUUCUUGGUAACAAGAAAAACAAAAUGGAGAGUGAGAUUUAGGAGACAGAGACUCUGAGUGAUGAUAAAAGAAAGAGAGUAAGAAAAGGAUGGAGGAGGGGGAGAGGGAGGUAAAAAUAAGAGUAAAAGAUCCUACAAAAAGGAAAUAAAAGCAAUGAAUUAUACAAAUUUGUGAACUUAAAUAUGUAUAUAUAUAGCAUAGUUCGUUUAUGAGGGUGACUUUCAAAUGAGUGACUGAUAAACUGUUAUGCUAACAAGAAAUAAAGCACAAAGUAUUAUUCUUAAAAUAUUUUUUCAUUAAAUAUUUAUUUGACAUAUGAUCUUGCAUAAUAAUACUCACAUGAAUGAAAAGAAAAUUAAAAGUGUCAAACAAAUGUUCAUUAAAAUGCCUGUUUUAGCCUCAAAAGCCUGUAUUCUGAAGUUGGGUUUGAUUUAAACUCUGGUCUAAAGUUGUGGUUUAACCAUGGGGCGCUAAUUGUGACAUAAAUCUCUAACAGUAGAGGUUCAAUGUAUCAGCUCAUAUGACUCUCAAAUCAUCUGUCUGGGAAUGGCAAAUAUUAAAGACAGUUGUCUUCACUUUAUAAUAAUUGGAAAAAGAGUUAAGAAAACAUAAGCAACAUGCAAUGUAAACAAAAUUUUGACAUUUUUGGCUUCCCAUAAUUCUAUCAGAGUUAUAACAUGAUCUAAGUUAAACCUGACUUUAGAAUACUGACUGAAGUUGCUGCAUUCAUUAGUAAUUCAUCAUACCUAUUGUUGAUGGGCUGUUCAACAUUUUAUCUCAACAUGUUGGAUUUUUGUGGAGAGUUCAGAAAACUUUGAUUUUAGAGUUAUGACAUAAGUGGCAAGCUUGUUUUGCCUAGGAACAGAAAUUAUGAGACUGUUUCAUGAGAUCGCCACAAGUGCCAUAUUUCUAAAAUACAGCUUUUUUUCUGUGCUGCUCUCACAAUUUUAUACAAAAUAUGGGUAGGCACUCUCAUAAAAAGCUGAAGUGUUACCUAAAAUCAUGCUCACAGUUGCGCUCAAAAGUUAGUGAACCCCAACACAAAAUGCCCUCCGUCAUGCUGGGUCUUGAAAGAAGACAACACUACAAUGUUUGGCAGACCCAGGGAAACAAAAUGUAAUAUUUCAUCACCUGACUUCACAAUAAAAAUACCUAAAACAUGGCAGAACUUGAACAAAAAUUUGUUCAUUUUUGGUGUUGUUCACUAACUUUUGUGCACCGCUGUUUUUCCAAGUAAAGUUGCAUGUAGUAUUUAUCACACAUCAACACACCAUUAGUCAGUUCAUGUUCAAUUAAGGUGUCUCAGCAUGAAUUAAUAGGUUACAUUUUAAUCCCUUUGUGUAAUACACCUGAAUUGUUUAUGUCAUCAAACAAAUAAACAGUACAACAUUUGAAAAUUUAACAGUUGUGAAUACCUUGAGGAUUAUUUUUACAACUGAAUUGCAACCAAAAGAAUGAUUCUGGAUUUAAACAUUUAAAUAAAUGUACCUCUAGAAAUACAUAGGGAAUGACAAAAUUUGUAGAAAAGAUAACAUUUUGUAUAACGUAUAUAUGUCACAUAUACAAAGUUGUUUCACAAAAAAGUGUUAUCAUCUACAUAGGGGAGCAUGUAUUAAGUAAUAAAUGGUAAAAACAUUAUGAAAGAAUCAAUCAAAUGCUAAGUUGUUAACUAUAAUUUUGAUUGCCACUGAUUCCAUAUUUCUCCAAAGAAAUAUAAGUUGGGACAGGGUUCCCUAUUUUCUCUCUUAUUUUAUUAAAUUAUUCAUUCACUAAUGAAUUUAUUUAAUUACUUUUUUGGGGGUGUAUACACCCUGUAUGUGUCAACAUUCCAGAAGAUGGAGCACUAAACUACAAAUGUAAAUUUAGUAAAUCUGUCUUAAACCCGUUAAUAUUCCAAAUAAAAGUGACUCUCGAAACAGGAA